UAGAGCGAGUACUAGUCCACGACACUAGCAGCGCCCCAAAAAAGAAGUCACGAAUCCUAAAAGCAAGAUGCAUUCCCUCAAACUACUUUGCCUGAUGAUCAUCGCCGGUGCUGCUGUGGCCUCCCCGCUGCUGGAAUAUGGAGCACCGCCUGCGGGCGACAGCGUUUCCCAGUACCACACGCAGGACGAGCACGGACAGUACUCCUAUGGGUAUGUGGCGCCGCUGUACUCCAAGCACGAGACACGCACCGUGGAUGGAGUGAUACGCGGCACCUUCUCCUACGUGGAUGCCAGGGGAGAGACACAGACCACGGACUAUGUGGCAGACACCGAGGGCUUCCGGGUCAGCUCCAGCCACGGCCAGCUGCAGGCCAACGAGGAGACGCCCGAGGUGGCUGCCCUGAGGGCCCAGCACCUGGCUGCGCAUGCGCAGGCCAAGCUGCGGCUGGCAGGAGAUGCCUCAGGAGCUGCCGUGGAGCUGCCACAGCCCGUGCAGGAUACACCUGAGGUGGCUGCCGCCAAGGUGGCCUUCUUCAAGCGAUUCGAGGCCGAGAAGCUGCGCAACCAACUGCUCAGCGAGAAGCAGCUCAUUCGAGUCCCAGUCACAGUCCCAACGAUCGCAGUCCGAUCCCAGCCGCUCUACGUCCAUCAGCCACUCACUGGAUAUGUCUACAACUUCCACAAGUCCCAGACUGGCACUCAGAGCCCACCCUCGAGGGACUAUCUGCCAGUGCGUGUCUGAUCUUUGCUCUGGUUGAGAUCUUCUGUUGAUUGUUGAGCCAAUAAAUGCUGCAAAUUGGAAAUUGCAAA
This is a messenger RNA of Drosophila guanche, 810 nucleotides long. RefSeq names its product cuticle protein 19.8 (gene Cpr72Eb). The coding region runs from base 68 to 742 and encodes 224 amino acids. The transcript has a single exon. Gene Ontology annotation, molecular function: structural constituent of chitin-based larval cuticle. The record is from RefSeq and is a predicted model, not a curated record. Lineage: Eukaryota; Metazoa; Arthropoda; Insecta; Diptera; Drosophilidae. Gene Ontology annotation, cellular component: chitin-based extracellular matrix.